AUGGACGACCCAAGCCGCCUGCCCCUGCCUCUGCAAAGCCUUCUCCGCUGCCCUCGCGACCCGUCGCGUCUGGCCCGCCCACAGACCCUUCAGCGUCAACUACCGCGGCGUACUCUCCGAGGCGUGCCCUCGAGUAGACCGAGGAGUGCGUCAGCGACACGCUCACCAAUUGCGGCGAUGCAUUCAUCCGUGGCAACAACGGAUACACUCGAGCACUUGCUCGACGCAUCGCGCGAGGGACGGGCCCGGACGGCGCGCGGGGCGGCUUCUUAUUUCCUGGCGAGCUCUUAUGGGCCGUCGAACGAGGACUUGUUCCUGCUCAUCGGGAUGUUCAACAAGGUCAAAACUGUUCCGGAGCCUCCGCCCGACCAGCUUGACCUCGAGAUAAACCGAGAAUGA
Messenger RNA from Rhodofomes roseus, 399 nucleotides. RefSeq lists its product as uncharacterized. The transcript is spliced from 5 exons. The record is from RefSeq and is a predicted model, not a curated record. NCBI's taxonomy places the organism in Eukaryota, Fungi, Basidiomycota, Agaricomycetes, Polyporales, Fomitopsidaceae. The coding region runs from base 1 to 399 and encodes 132 amino acids.